Messenger RNA from Cuscuta campestris, 1947 nucleotides. NCBI's taxonomy places the organism in Eukaryota, Viridiplantae, Streptophyta, Magnoliopsida, Solanales, Convolvulaceae. The record is from the annotation of a GenBank genome assembly.
CCGGUGGGGAUUUUGAGGAAGAAGAAGAGAUAGAGGUUGAUCAGCCCAUAAUGGAGGAAAAUAACGGACGUAGGCGGACUGUGCUCCAAGCCAUGAGCCCCGCCUAUGUUGAAGAAGACCCCAUCGGACUCCCGAACACUGACGCCCACACAUUCGAGAUCAAACCUGCCAUGAUCCAAAUGGUCUCGAAUAAUCAGUUCGGGGGUAUGAAGGGAGAAGAUCCAAGGGCCCACAUGCUAUGGUUCUCCCGAACCUGUCAGACGCUGAAGAUGAACGGAGUGACCUCCGAUCGUAUCAAACUAUCGCUCUUUCCUUUCUCACUUCGAGAUAGGGCGGCCCGAUGGUUGAAUACGUUCUCAAAGGGUCAUUUCAAAAACUGGGAGGCACUACACCAAGCUUUCAUGCACGAAUACUUCCCACCAUCCGCCAUCGCCAAAAUCAAACGAUCGAUCCAGAAUUUCUCUCAAGAUUCGAUCGAAUCCCUAAGCGAGGCAUGGGAAAGAUUCAAGGAUCUGAAGAUCAAAUGCCCACCUGCCCUAAUUGAUGAUGAUAGCCUGAUGUUCCAUUUUUAUCAAGGACUUCUGGUGCCGUCAAAGAAAGAACUCGACCACUCUUUUAAGGUCGGCUCUUUCUUAGAUAUGACACCGGAAGAAAAUGAGGAUCUGGUGGAGAGACUAACUUCAAAUGCCAAAUACUGGUACGAAGACCGAGCACCACAACAGAAGGCUGGCAUGUACGAAGUGGAUUCCUUGACGGCACUUAAAGCAAGCAUGGAAAGUUUGAUCAAACUAACUAUUCAAGAUCAGUUCAGUGCAAGCUCCCGAUCCAACAAACCAUACGAGUCAGUUGCUCAGGCUGAUAACUACUGUCAAGGCAGUUCAAGUUCGCACUCAAACGAACUUGUUCUAUCUUGUGAAUCAUGUACAGGUACACACUUGACAGCCCAGUGCCCUUACUAUGAAAGCCCGAUCAAGGAAAAGCCUAGAGAAGCAAAUUUGGCCCAACAAGCUGAGGAUCCCACGACCGAGAUGAAGAAAAUGCUAGAAGAAAAAGACAAGAAAAAUGAAGAAAGAAUCCAGAGAUUGGAGGAGUCGAUGCGACAACUUAUGGAACAAAUGACGAUCCGACCUCCAGGAACUCUGCCAGCCAAAACUGAAAACAACCCACGAGAACACCUCAAGGCUGUUACCUUGCGAAGUGGGAAAGAAACGAAGGGCAUUGGCCAGAGUUCUGAACCAACUCUGAAAGAUUAUGUGGCUGAACUAGUCAAUGAGCCAACUGAGAAGAAGAAAGAAGAAGAAAAGAAGGACGAAGAACCUUUACAGUCCCAAUAUCCAAACAGCGAUCUCCCGCUAAAGAAGGUGACCAUACCCUAUCCUUCAAGGGUAAAGAAGAGCAAGGAUGAAAAAGCCUUCAAGAAGUUCUUAGACAUCAUGGGCCAAGUUGAAGUCAAACUGCCCUUAGUCGAUGUCUUGACGGAAAUGCCAAAGUACGCCAAGUUCUUGAAAGACUUGGUCACACAUAAAAGGGACUGGGAGGAACUUCCAAUGAUCAAUCUCAACGCAAGCUAUUCCGCGUUGUUACUCCAGCACAUGCCUGAAAAAUGCAAGGAUCCAGACAAAGGGUCUUUUGAGACACUUCUCGGCCUGGAGGAGAUUUUGAAGGUUGAGGGGAUUGAACCAAGUAAGUGUGAGGAUGUUCAGGAAGUAGAGGCUAAGGGACUUGAUUCCCUAGAAUUGAAGCCACUUCCCAAACAUCUUGAGUAUGCAUUUCUGGAUGACGAGGGAAAAUGCCCAGUCGUCAUCGCAUCUGAUCUGAGUGUGGGACAAAAGGCCGAUCUAAUGACUGUCCUCCGACAACACAAGCAAACUUUUUCUUGGAAGUUGGAGGAUAUUCGAGGAAUCAGCCCGGCCUUUUGCACCCACAAAAUUGCACUUGAAGAAGGGU